CCGGAGUCAGGCGACGUCCUGCGCCACACUUAAUUUGCCGAUGGAGCCGACGCGGCGAGGCUGCUGCGCGCUGGACUCUUUCUAAGCCGGACCCAAGUGGGAACGGAGCCCUGCGGGGAAGCAGUGGCAAAGGGGGCCUUCAGCCGAACUUCUGGAGGAUCCGUGGUUGAAGGGACGCCUCCAAUCCUAAGUGAGGCUCUGCAGUUCAAAGCACCGGGCGGCGGAGGUCUUGUGCCAGGGAACAGACAAUGGAGGAGUUUCCUCAGGAGCAAAGUCCUGAGCAGGUGGAACGGCACAGAGCAAGUGUGGCAAUACCCCAAAGGAAUAGUUCCCAGGGUUCACUGAAAGACAAAGCUUCGGAACAUCAGCAAGAGUCAAACACAUUAAAGGAUAAACACUUGGUGUCCAGAAAACAGAUGUCUACUCCUUCUGAAGGAGGCUCUGAAUUAACCAAAUGCCCCAUUCGGCGAAGAAAAUGUAUGUCCAAUAAACAGCAUCCAUGUCCUGAGUGUGGGAAAAUCUUCAACCGGACUUCAUCCCUCAAUGCCCAUCGUAGAGUCCACACAGGCGAGAAGCCCUAUAAGUGUGCCGAGUGUGGGAAGAGCUUCAGUAAGAGUUCACACCUCAUUGCUCAUCAGAGAAUCCACACAGGUGAAAGACCCUACACUUGUGUGACUUGCGGGAAAAGCUUCAAUCAUUCCUCACAUCUUAUCAUCCACCAGCGAACUCACACAGGGGAGAAACUCUAUAAAUGUCUGGAGUGUGGGAAAAACUUUCGGUACAGCUCUGAUCUCAUCAGGCACCAGAUUGAGCACGAGGGAGAAAAACCCUACAAAUGCCCUGACUGUGGGAAAUGCUUCAAUCGGAGUUCAAACCUCCUUAUACAUCAGAGAAUCCACACAGGAGAGAGACCCUACAAGUGUCUUGAGUGUGGGAGAAGCUUCAGCUACAGCUCAGUCCUGAUUAGGCAUCAAAGAGUACACACAACUGAGAAGCCUUAUAAAUGCCCAGAGUGUGGGGAAGGUUUCCAUGUGAAUGCCAGCCUCAUGACACAUCACAGAAUUCACACAGGAGAGAAACACUAUUCAUGCCCAGAGUGUGGGAAAAGUUUCAGAUGGAUCUCACACCUUGCUAGGCAUCGGAAGAUUCACACAGUGGAGAAACCUACAUCCAAGGAAUACCUAGCCCCAAUGGAAAGUGACGGCAAGGGGGCCUUGAACCCGGACAUCCAGAUUUCUAAAGCCCAAGACAACUCAUGCCUAGAACAUUCAUGGGAUGAGAUGGCAACCGAGGAACAGAUGCCUCUAAAAGGAGAUCUGGAGCAAGUGGAAACAGAUGCGUUGCUGGCAGGGAGAUCUGCACAGAGAGUUUCUCUCCGUGGCAAACAGGAAAGAGACAGUGAGAGUAGGGAUUUGUCAGAGAGGAAGGGAACAGCCGUCUCCACCAAAAUACAAGGCAGUGGUGCUCACCGCAAAGAGAAGCGUUUCAGAAAUCUGGACCAGCUUGUUAUCCAGCAGCUGAUCCACAUUGGAGAAAGUGAGAUUGCACGCAGGAAGCAGGAGGAGGGCUUCCAUCAGGGCUCCGACCUCGUGAAACCUCAGAUUGUCCAUUUGGGAGAGAAACCUUACCUGUGUAUUGUCUGUGAAAAAACCUUCCGCAACCAUUCAGGCCUGAUGGUGCACCAGAGGAUCCAUACAGGCGAGAAGCCCUACAAGUGCCCCGAUUGUGAGAAGAGCUUCAACCAGCGGUCCCACCUGACCUCCCACUGGGGGACUCAUACAGGAGAGAAGCCCUUUAAAUGCUUCGACUGUGGGAAAAGCUUUAGCUAUAACUCUGGGCUCAUUAUACACCAGCGAAUCCACACAGGGGAGAAGCCCUACAACUGCUCCGACUGCGAGAAGAGCUUCAGUCAGAAGUCCCACCUGCUCUCGCAUCAGCGGACCCACGUGGGAGAGAAAUCCUUCAAAUGCCCUGACUGUGGGAAAAGCUUCAGCUAUAACUCGGGUCUCGUGAUCCACCAGCGAAUUCACACUGGGGAGAAGCCCUACAUGUGCUCAGACUGUGGGAAGAGCUUCAAUCAGAGGUCACACCUCAUUUCACACCAAGGCAUUCACACGGGACAGAAGCCCUACACAUGUAAGGACUGCGGGAAGAGCUUUAGCUUCAACUCUGGGCUAGUUAUACACCAGCGGCUUCACACUGGGGAGAAACCUUAUAAGUGCCCCAACUGUGGGAAAAGUUUCAAUCAGAAAUCACACCUCAUUUCACAUCAGAGAGUCCAUGCUGGAAAGAAGCCUUGACUUGGGAAGGAACUGAUUCCUGUUUGGUGUAGUGGUUAAGUGCGCAUACUCUAAUCUGGGAGAACCA
Gekko japonicus is the source of this 2367-nucleotide messenger RNA. Its product is annotated as zinc finger protein 436-like. The record is from RefSeq and is a predicted model, not a curated record. Gene Ontology annotation, biological process: regulation of immune system process; regulation of cytokine production; negative regulation of transcription by RNA polymerase II. NCBI's taxonomy places the organism in Eukaryota, Metazoa, Chordata, Lepidosauria, Squamata, Gekkonidae. The transcript is spliced from 4 exons. The coding region runs from base 249 to 2300 and encodes 683 amino acids.